AUGCCUCCACAACGAACUAGGCGUCGUGUCGAGAGCGACAUGCCACAGCGAACUUCGCGGCUUCAGAGCCACCGCCGCGUCGAGAGCGACGUGGUGGACUUUCUCGCGACCGCACCCGUGCCCCGUCUCGUCGGGGCAAGAGCCUUGAUCCACGCGGUCCAGGCGAUAAAGGCCACACCCCACGCCAGACACAUUGGCACCGCCAAGCUUGUCUACACCAAUGAUGAUAUCGGGUCUGAUUACUUUCCCCCAGACUCCGAAACCGAGGAAGAGGAAGAGGAUGAUCCCUCGGAAUCAGAUUUCUCGGACCUCGAAUCCGAGGCUGAACCAGAACCCAUGCAAAACUUGACCAAGCAGUGGGUUACGGAAGGCCUUAACUGCAUCAAGAAACACAAAAAGUACAAGGUUUUGCUUCCCGGCCCGCUGUGUUUUGCUAAGCGCGAGUCACUAAUUCCGUACUCCGUGUAUUGUCCGACAGUGGGAAAAGAGCGGAAGGUGGUACGGUGGAAGGAGCUCGUGCGAAAUGUGUGGGGCCUGGCCCCAGUAAAGUUCCGAAGUCCCGGCGACCACGGGGUCUGCGCCUGCGGCGAGGCCUGUGGCGAGGAUUGCUUGAACCGCCUCCAGCAGGACGAGUGCGACGAGACGAGCUGUCGCCUCGGUGCGUACGACUGUGGCAAUCGCGCGUUUCAGACGAAAAAGCUUCAGAGCAAGCGUGAGGAGCAGCGCUACGCGAAGGGCUUCGAGGUCGUGGCGAUGGGCCAGAAGGGCAAUGGGCUUCGGGCGACACGCGCGUUUGCUCCCGGCGAGUUGAUCGUUGAGUACACGGGCGAGAAAAUCAACCACGCAGAGGUGGAGCGUCGCCUCAACGAGUUCUACGCCGAUGCGCACUUCUACUUUCUAUCCUUGGAGAAAGGCUACGCGAUCGACUCCGGACGAAAGGGCUCACUGGCCCGGUUUGCCAAUCACUCGUGCGAUCCCAACUCCAAGAUGCAGCUCUGGUACGUUAAGGCUGAGCCGCGUGUCGGGCUAUUCGCCGGGCGCAGCGGCAUUCACCCGGGACAGGAAAUCACUUAUGACUACAACUUCGACUGGUUCCCCAAUGCCACGCCUCAGGAAUGCUACUGUGGGGCCCAGAAGUGUCGUGGGACAAUAGGAAAGUCCACUGACCCCGUGGCAAGCCCCACCCCGUCUGAAACUGAUGAAGAUACAGAGUCCUCUAAGGAAGAGGAAGAAGAAGAGGAGGAAGAGGAAGAAGAGGAAGAGGUGGAGACGAUGGAAUCAGGUUACAAAAAGAAACAUACAAAUAUCAAGACGUCGGUGAAUGUCGCAUAUAAGGAAUUUGAAGAGUCGUCACUAACCGUAUUCUAUCCUAAUGGGGAUGAGGUGCAGAAGCCGAAAAAAGCUCAGGCCAAGACAGCGGUGAAAACGGAAGUGCUUCCGGCGAAGGUGGCGAGCACCCUCGGGACUACGCUUAUCGGGACCACUCCCACCGGGCGGAGGAGAAAGGAAGUGGAGGUAGAGGUUUACCCGGUGUAUUUGCGGCGACUUUUAGAAAGUUUGAGCGGACCGGAAAGUGAGUCACCGCCGGCACUGAACGAUGAGCCACGGCAAGCAAAAAGUCGCGGCAAGGCUAAAGGUUUCGACGGGUCACUACAGGCGAGGGGCCAAGCAAAAUCCAACGAACCUGUUCCACCGGCCAAACUAAAGGUUGAAAGAAGGGACAUUCCAGGAACGCGGGCGAAACGAGUGAGGCUCGGUGCUGCAGAUAAUCUCACAGCUCAGGCUGACAAUGUCACCCCGGUGGACGACAUGGAGAAGCUUCGUGUGACCAAGCCGCGUCUCUACAAUCAGCUCAUGUCGGACUUGAAGCUACCAGCGGCGCCACUUUCGCGCUCCCGCGUGUGGCGUGUGACUCCCCCGCCCAAGCGGCCAGUAAAGAUGGAGAUUAUGUAUUUAACCUCGUCCACAGAGUCACCGCUGCCUCUGGAGCCGUGCUCGGAGGCGCAUUCCGACGGUGAACGAUUCGUUCCGGUGAAGGCUCCGCCACCAUCGGGAUCGGUCGCGGUGCACUCUGUGGAAGCAGAGAUGUUCCCAUUGAUGUAAUUUCCAGAAAAUUAAUGGUAUUAACGUACAGCACGAUAUGUCUGGUUUUAGAUUAAAAUCUUAAGGAUAGGUCUAAGAGGGCGAUACAACCGAACAAUUUGUGGUAGCCUUUGGGAGAAUUUUAAACGUAUAGACAUUUGCAUAAUUUUUC
This is a messenger RNA of Babjeviella inositovora NRRL Y-12698, 2254 nucleotides long. RefSeq lists its product as uncharacterized. Gene Ontology annotation, molecular function: histone H3K36 methyltransferase activity; protein binding. The transcript has a single exon. Bases 1 to 2103 code for a protein of 700 amino acids. Gene Ontology annotation, cellular component: nucleus; chromatin. The record is from RefSeq and is a predicted model, not a curated record. Lineage: Eukaryota; Fungi; Ascomycota; Pichiomycetes; Serinales. Gene Ontology annotation, biological process: regulation of DNA-templated transcription.